AUGUCAACUAUAAUCGCCAAAGAAGACGUUGAACGAGAACAAGCCGAAAGGGCGGAGUAUGUGAAAAAUAUUGGAAUUGAGUACAGAUUUGGAUGUUACGAGGUGAACUCCUAACCUAUUUUUAUUGCUUUUUCUCUCAGUUGUAGGAAAAACGACCUGAAUCAUGUCAGCUGUUAGGGGAGUAUAUGGAGGCCCUGCAGCAGAACUUUGCUUCAGCCUUGGCUAUUUUCAAAAAGAACUGCGAGGAGCGCCAGUACCCCAAAAGCUGUUUCAAGUAUGGGAUGUAUCUGCUUGCUGGAAAAGGUUUGGUCGCAAAUUGAACUGGAUGUUCAAAAAGUGAAACGAAAAAGAAGCUCAUUGGAAGAAAUAUUAUGAAGUUCUAAUGAAAAAGAUCGGUAGCUUUUUCAAAGUUUUUGAAGGGAAGAGAAUUAGUUCCGAAAAACUCGUGAAGACUGUCCACGAUACACCGUUCAAGGGAUCUUCUUCUGUCUUUCCACUCCUUCUACUUUGAACUCCACCACAGAAGUCUUGCUUCAAUUGAUAAUAACUUAUCUUCCUUGUGCACUCAAAUACGAUUCCAGAGUGCACGCCAAGUUUGAAGAAAAUGCUGGCGCCAAUGAAAAUCGCGUGCGACGCGGAUAUUCGACAAGGGUGUCGGUGAGUGGAUUAUCGGCUCAAAAAAGUUGAUUCUUGACUUUCGAGAUAUUUGUCUUUGGUGUAUUGGAAUGGCGAAAAAGAUCGACCAGCGGAGUCCGACCUCGCGGAGAAAUACAUGAAAAAGUGAGGAUUGCUUCUGAUUCCAUGGAAAUUCUUUGGUUUUCUGUUGCUCCUCUGAAAUCAAUCACGUUUAGAGCGUGUGAUCUGGAGGACGGCGAAGCAUGUUGGCUUCUCAGCACCUGGUACAUGGGAAACAAGGAGAAAUUCAAAACGACUGUCCAAGGCGAAGCGAAGGUUUUUUUCUUCUUUUAAAAAGGCAAUCAGUUACUCAAUUUAUUUUUUGGCUGUGGUUCAUUUGAUGGAGAAAACAUCAUUUUUACUAAAAUCUCGCUUUAAAAAUUAUUGAAAUAGUUUGAUGUUUUCGGUUUUUUCGAAAGAGAUGCUUGAAGUUAUUAGAGUUUUGUUCCAGGAUGAAAAGUCACGUCAGAUGAAAAAAAAUUUGGCACUUGCUAAUCGAAAAGAAAUAAUUUAAAACCUACAAAGUUAAAACUUCGAGCGAAUGUUAUAACUUGUAGUUGGAGCCACGUAAACAUUGUUAUGAUAUAUAAUGCUUUUGAUGAACCUCAGAUUUUUUUCAGUAUUAUUUUCCUGCGAAAAAUCCACAGGUUCAGUUUGGUUAUCUUUGUAAACAUGAGAAGUUGAAGUUGCGACCUCCAGGAACUCGAUCGGACGUCACUGGGAUCUUUGCCUCGAAAUAUGGAGAAGUCCCUGGAGUACGCCAUCCGGGCGUGCGAAUUCGACGUUCCUCAGAGCUGUGCCAACGUUUCGAGGUGGGAGAGUCCAUGUGUACCGCUCCGGGGUCUUUUUCGUUUGCAAUCUUUUGCAUUCUCUCAAAUCAUUCGUGUUUUUUUUUUACAACUUUUGCAACCGCGUCAGUUGAUUCAAAACAAAUAAACAACAUAGGUCUGCAAAAUUUCCUUGUUUUUGGUCACGUUCUCCUUCUAAUCCCUUAUCAAGGCUUUUAUCUUUUUUUUUGGAAGAAAAAACAUAUGACCACUUUUUUGAUUAGUCGAGGCCAUCUUUCAGAACUUUAUCGUCUAACAGGAAGAGGGUUCAAGAGGUUGACAAAAAAUGUAAAGUUUUUGAAGUGACAUUCAGCUCAAUUUUUUUAAAACUUUGACAGUCGGCUCCGAAAUUUUUCAAAAUUUUAUUAUUUUUUGAGAACGAAAGCUUGAAAAACUGCCUGGUUCUCGAUAACUGACACUAAGAAUAACUGACGAGAUGAACGCGAGGUCGGUGGCGGUACAUUGACGAACUCGCAAACAUCUCGCUUUUUUUUAGGCGCGAUCUCGCAUUUUUCUGGGCGCGAGCUCGCAUUCUUCUCGGCGCGACCUCGCAUUUAUCUUGCAUUUCGGAAAUUUUCAAAUUGCGAGAGAAAUGCGAGCUCGCGCCUAGAAAAGUACUAGCUCGCGCGCAGAAAAAUGCGAGACCGGCGCGAGAAAAAAAGCGAGAUGUUUGCGAGCUCGUCAAUGUACCGCCAGCGUCUCGCGUUUAUCUCGGCAGUUAUUCUUAGUGUGAAUCUUCAAUGUUUCAUUUUUUGCAUCUUCGAGAAUAGCGGCCUUCUAGAGAUAAAAUCUCCUAGGAAUGAAUUCCCCUGAUCUCUCAUUCAGAAAAUUGAACAGUCUUUUCCUUUAUUAAUUUCUGAAGUUCCAAGUAGAACGACUUUUCUUGUCAGAUGAGACAACCCAACUUUUCAGGAUGUACAAAUUGGGCGACGGAGUUCCAAAAGACUUGGAUAAAGCGAAGAAGUUUGCAGAGAGAGCUCAAGAAAUCAUGGAAUCGCUCAAGUACAAGGACACCACUGCUGGUUUUACUGCAUAG
Molecule: messenger RNA, 2538 nt
Organism: Caenorhabditis auriculariae
Lineage: Eukaryota; Metazoa; Nematoda; Chromadorea; Rhabditida; Rhabditidae
Source: the annotation of a GenBank genome assembly